AUGGGUUUAGAGAUUUUGUCUGCUAAUGACCGAUCGCUUGUUGCUGGAUUGUCUGAUGAGUUACUUGUUGAUGGUUCAUGCAGUGAUGAUUCUUUUAAUGGUUUGGUAAAAGAUGGUGACACACAUGAGAAAGGGUAUAUAGAUGCAAACUGGACGCGUUCUAUCAGUGGUCGGCAGUCUACAUCUAGAAACUUUACUUUUGUUGAUGGUAAUUUGGUUAAUUUGAAAAGCAAGAAACAUAAAGUGGUUGCUAGGUCAAGUGCAGAAGCUGAGUUUCGUGGUAUGUCUCAUGGUGUAUGUGAGUUAUUGUGGUUCAAGAAAUUGUUGAGGGAUCUUGGGUUUGAACCCAAGGGUGUUAUGAAACUCAAUUGUGAUAAAUUAAAAGGGUGUUAUUGA
Messenger RNA from Pyrus x bretschneideri (Chinese white pear), 396 nucleotides. RefSeq lists its product as uncharacterized. NCBI's taxonomy places the organism in Eukaryota, Viridiplantae, Streptophyta, Magnoliopsida, Rosales, Rosaceae. The record is from RefSeq and is a predicted model, not a curated record. The transcript has 2 exons. Bases 1 to 396 code for a protein of 131 amino acids.